Messenger RNA from Drosophila serrata, 3203 nucleotides. RefSeq names its product M13 family metallopeptidase neprilysin 1 (gene Nep1). Gene Ontology annotation, molecular function: metalloendopeptidase activity. NCBI's taxonomy places the organism in Eukaryota, Metazoa, Arthropoda, Insecta, Diptera, Drosophilidae. The record is from RefSeq and is a predicted model, not a curated record. Gene Ontology annotation, cellular component: plasma membrane. Gene Ontology annotation, biological process: protein processing.
UAAAAACCAGCCACACAACAAAAAUGCGAUCGCCGCUGAUGUCGCCAGCGUUGCCGGCGUUGUUGUCGCUCUAACUGCGAACGGUGUCUGUGCAGCUCCGCUCAACCUGUCCGCCGGCUCAACUGGACAACAGCCGCUGUGCUCCCAUCGAGAGACAAGCGGACGAGCGGCCAUAAAUUAGUUGCCCGAUAAACAGCAGCAGCAGCAGCAGCAGCAGCAGCAGCAGCAUGUCGCAGUCACAAACGCUGCCGCAUGAUGCCUCCGGAGGAGCUACUCUGGAGGAGAAGCCGCUGAACAAUGGCUAUGCACCGAUGGAGGAGCUAAAUGCCACAGUGGUGUCGCCGCUACUGGGACAGCAACAGCAGCAGCAACAGCUCCAGCAACAGCAGCUGCAGCAGAACAAGUUGCCCACGGUGGUGUUCCUCUCACCUGAUGGCAGUGGUGGCGUUGGCCUGGGCAGUGCCCUGCAACGGAACAAUCCCAAUCCAGGCAGUGUUGCUGGCGGAGUGGGCGUAGGUGGAGGACAGCCAUCGCGCAGCAGCAGCGAUUGGUUGCUUAAGGAGUCGCAGCAACGUCGUCGCCUUCUCAUCCUGGCCAUUGCCUUCACCGUUUUGGGAGCAGCCAUUGGAGCACUGGCCAUCUACUUUGCCAGUGUGCACCAGCGAUGUCAGCUAUAUCACCUGGAACCAGGCCACGAUGACAGCAGACCCAACUCCAGGUGGAAUCAGGAGGGACAGGAGAACAGCCACGAGGGGCAGGACAACAUUUGCAUGACCCAGGAGUGCGUGAGAACAGCGGCCUCGCUGCUCUCGGCCAUGGACCUUGGUGCCGAUCCCUGCGAGGAUUUUUUCCAGUAUGCUUGCGGCACAUGGAACAAGUUGCAUCCUAUACCCGAGGACCGUAGCUCCAUUAGCACCUUUGAGGUGCUGUCUGACCAGCAGCAGGUCAUACUGCGAGGUGUCCUUGAGGAGCCCAUCGAUGAGCGUGACAACCAGGCCACUAUCAAGGCCAAGACCUUCUUCAAGAGCUGCAUGGAUAUACCCCAGAUCCGGAAGAUUGGCAUAGGACGACUGAAGGAGGUCCUGCGCUCUCUGGGCGGUUGGCCGGUAAUCGAACGCGACUGGCGUCCUCCGGAGGAUCUCUCCGUGGAGCGUCUAAUGGGUCAGCUGCGACUGAACUACAGCGAGCCAGUCAUGAUCGAGCUGUAUGUGGGCGCUGAUGACAAAAACAGUUCGGUGAACAUCCUGCAAAUGGAUCAGUUGCAGUAUGCUUUGCCCUCCAGGGACUAUUACCUGAAGGAGAGCAGUGCCAAUGACAGGCGGGCCUAUCAUCGUUACAUGACGCAGGUAUCAUUGCUACUUGGAGCAGAUCCAGCUACUGCUGCCGAUGAACUGGAGCAGGUGGUCUUGUUUGAGACGCAACUGGUGAAUGUCUCCCUGGCGGAGGCGGAUCGUCAUGAUACCAGUGCCGUCUAUCGGAAGACAACGCUGCCGGAGCUGCAGCAGCUAGUGCCGGAAGUGCAAUGGACAGAGUACUUGCAGUCGGCUUUGGGCAAGAAUAUUGCCCUGCAGGAGGAUGAGCCGCUAGUGACCUACGGUCUCGUCUAUCUCACCGAAAUGGGCAAGAUUCUGGCCCGCACCGAUCGACGUGUUGUGCACAACUACAUGUUGUGGCGUCUGGUCAUGUCUCUGACCACGCACAUGAUUGAUGAGUACCAGCGGGAGAGGGUGGAGUUCCGUAAGAUCCUGUUGGGCAUUCAGUCGGAGCGAACGCGUUGGUCCCAGUGCGUGGAGUGGACCAACAAGAAGUUGGGUGUUGCCGUCGGUGCGCUCUUCAUUCGCGACAACUUUAAUCAGGAGAGUAAAGCCGUUGCUCUAGAGAUGAUCCAUACCAUACGGGCGGCCUUUAAUGAACUGCUUGCUGAGAACCAUUGGAUGGAUGAUGAGACGCGGGCGGUGGCCAAGGAGAAGGCGGACUCAAUGAAUGAACGCAUUGGCUAUCCAGAGCUGCUGACCAAUGCCACCGAGCUGGAGCAGGAGUAUGUGAAUCUGACCAUUGUGCCGGACAACUUUAUUGACAAUGUGCUGAGCAUCCUGCAAUGGGAGUCGGAGAAGGUGCUUAAUCUACUGCGACAGCCGGUGGAUAAGGAAAAGUGGACCACCGAGCCGGCGGUGGUGAAUGCCUUCUACAAUCCCAACAAGAAUGAUAUAGUAUUUCCUGCUGGCAUCCUGCAGCCGCUGUUCUAUAGCCAACACUUUCCCAAAUCGCUAAACUAUGGCGGCAUUGGUGUGGUUAUUGGCCAUGAAAUCACCCAUGGCUUCGAUGACAAGGGCCGGCAAUUUGACAAGGAGGGCAACAUGAUGCAGUGGUGGAACAAUGCCACCAUUGAGGCCUUUCGCGAGAGGACGCAGUGCGUCAUUGAUCAGUAUUCGCGGUAUAAGAUCAAUGAGGUGGAUAUGUUCAUGGAUGGCCGGAUGACGCAGGGCGAGAAUAUAGCGGAUAAUGGUGGCCUCAAGCAGGCCUUUAGGGCCUAUAAGAAAUGGGAGACCCUGCAUGGUCGAGAACCGCAGCUGCCCGGUCUGAAUAUGACCCACGAUCAGCUCUUCUUUCUCAACUAUGCCCAGAUCUGGUGCGGAUCGAUGCGACCGGAGGAUGCUUUGACCAAAAUCCGCUCUGCGGUCCACUCACCGGGCUUUGUCCGUGUCCUGGGACCGCUUUCGAAUUCGCGGGACUUUGCUCGCGCUUAUAGCUGCCAGUUGGGCAGCACUAUGAAUCCAGAGGAUAAGUGCAGUGUGUGGUAGUCAUCAGUAGUAGUCAUAGUUGGCGUUUUUUUUAUAUAUUUAUAUCGCAUACUAUAACGGUAUAUAUAGCAUACACGAUAAUACAAGACGAGUACACGAAGUAGAUGAUCGAUCACCUGGGAAUAAUGACAAUGCGAAUCGGAUCACUUGCUCCAACUUUUUUUUUGUGUAGUUUCCUGUUUUCUUUUCCUUUGUGUUUGUUAUAGCGCAGUAAUAUCUGCAUGUUUACCCUAAAAUACCUGGCUAUUAAGAUAUAUAGGUGUAGCUGUAUGAGUAUUUAUGUGCUAGGCGAGACCAGAUUACCACAGUAGCUCCCGCACUUGCCACAUCCCUCCUAGGCUCCUCCCCAAGCGAAGAACAACAAUAUAUUCGUGAAUAAAAACAACAAAUUAUGAAAAAUAA